GGAGCGAUUCGAUCAGCUGACGAUCUCACCGAAAAGAACACCAAAGUUUUCAUGUUUUGUGAAUCAGCUCACAUGUGAUAGAACGAAAGGAGAGAAUCAUGGUGUCGAGUCACGAGAGCUCUGAAGAGGAUGACGAACGAGCACUCCAUUACGAGAGGCUCCCAUAUGACGCUCAGAUCGUACUCGAUACAGAAGUGGGGUCCUGCAUUGCUGUCCACGACAAAUUCAUCCUUGUUGGCACCCUGACGGGGUCGAUCCACAUACUCGACCACCAAGGCAACAAAACCAAAACCCUAACGAGUCACGAGACGCCAGUGUGCCAUAUAUCUGUCGACGCUAAAGGGGAAUACAUGGCAUCCUGCUCCGAGAACGGUUCAGUUUUCGUUCACGGAACCGCUUCUCAAGACAACAAUAUCGCGUUCUCUUUCGAAGAGCUCGUUCAUUUCUGCUGUUUAAACCCACGUUUCGCGACCGACAGUAAACGUUCUUUCAUAAUCGGCACAGACAAGCUAAUGUAUUAUCAGAAGAACUUCUUCAACAAGUAUCGGAUGUCGGUGAUUUUUAGAGGUGAAGGGCCCAUCAGGACUUGCUCGUGGCAGAACCGUUUCGCUGCCUUCGCGACGGACUUAUCGGUGAUCGUGUUCGACAUGUCGAUGUGUGCCGUACUUUGCAAGUUCAGGAGGGACCAGGACCCAUCUCUCGCACCUGAGCUCUACCCGUGUCAUAUGGCCUGGAUGACUGAUCGUCAGUUACUGGUUGGUUGGGCCGACAGGAUCAACAUGUGCAAUAUCAAAGAAAAGAUGCGUCGGACACACUCUUCACCGACGAGCUUCUACCUGGAGAUCUCUUCGAUCUUCACAACCGACGAUAUCUAUGUCUGUGGCCUCGCCCCGUGUGGCUCAAACAUUGCCAUACUCGGCACAGAAAAAAUGGAUGGGAGAGACAAUACAUCGCACAUGCUGUUCCAAUUGUUGGAGCCUCACAACAAAUAUUGCACUCAGCUAUCUUCGGAUCGGAUACCUCUGAAGAUGACAUCGAAAUUGAGAACGGAUUUCUCCCUGAGCUGUUUGACGUCAGAACAGAGGUGGUUCAUCCUCAGCCCCUCGGAGCUCGUCGUGGCGAGGCCGGCUGAUAGAGACGACCACAUCGACCGACUCAUAGGAAACGAGAUGUAUGAAGAGGCCAUGCAGGUCAUGGUCAACUGUAGCUCCGAGAUCAAGCGACAUAGUCUCCUGGUCGUUGGGAAAUACUACCUCAAUCAUUUGCUUGACACAGAGAAAUACGACCAGGUUGGGCCCCUCUGCCAGAAGAUCUUCGGAUCACAAUCAGCUUUAUGGGAGGAAUUGAUCUUCAACUUGGCCACACGGAAGAAAUGUCACAUCAUCGUCAACUAUAUCCCUCAGCGAAAGGACAAGAAGCUGAAUCUUCAAAGCUAUGAAAUCAUGCUGAACGAGUACAUCCAGAUCCUACCCGCGCAACUUCCUGCGAUGGUCAAGCGAUGGAAAGGACUCUACGAUCCUCGAAUCGUUCAUGGAGCGAUUGAGGAGCGUCUGAAGUACGCACCUGAUGAGAGAUUGGAGGAAGCCGUGGGAUUGCUCUUGAUGUAUCAAGAGCGAUACGCCGAAGCUCUGAAUAUUUUCAUCUCCAUCCGAGCGGCUAAAUGGGUGCACGAGCUUCUUCGCGAUCACUUCGAUAUUCUCAAAGACGACAUUUUCAAACGGAUACUGGAGCUUAUGGAUAUCGAUUACAAGGAAGCUUCGAAUUUCUUCGCGAAGCACGACUAUUACGAUGUGAAGGAGGUGAGCCGGCGAUUGAAUGACCGUAGGGAAUAUCUUCUCGAAUACUUACGCUGCAAGUUCGCGAGAAAGCCGCGGGCCCUCGACGAAGGCGACCACGGACAACUUGUGGAAUACUUCGCAAGGCACGACCCGGACUCUCUGCUACCAUUUCUGAGGAAGUCGAACAAGUUCCCUUUGGAGAGGGCCCUGCACCUCUGCGAAGAACAGGGAUUGGUUCAAGAGACCGCUUUCCUGUAUGAGAGAAUGGGCAAUCACAGGAAAGCAUUGACGUUGAUAGUGACCGAAUUGGAAGAUGUGGAGCAGGCCAUAACCUUCUGUAAAGAACAGGCUCGAGACGACCUGUGGCAAAUCCUCAUUGAUCUCUGUGUUUCGAGACCUCAGCUCCUCAACGUCCUCCUGAACCAUAUCGGCAAUUACAUCGAUCCAACAAUGCUCAUCAGAGCCAUACCGAAGGGCCUUGAGAUCCCGGAUUUGAGAGAUUCGUUGGUCAGAAUCAUCCAUGACUUCAAGCUCCAAAUCGCUCUUCGAGAGAGCUGCCAGAAGAUCAUUCUCAGCAACCACCGCUCUUUGUUCGAACGACACUUCAAUUUGCGGCGGAAACCGAUUCAUGUUCCCGCAGACUCAUUGUGUGAAAGUUGUAAUCGGCCAAUCGUUCAGAGAGACGCCACUCGGAUGAUGAACGUGAUUGCCUUCGCUUGCGAGCACAACUACCAUGAUGCAUGUGUGGAGAAAACCGACGAUUUGAAGUGCCGAAUAUGCUUCAACAAAACCAAAUCAAACUUCUUCGAAUACUACAAUGCUUGAUGCAGCGGAAGACAUGUACGUCAUUGAUGGUCCUCUGAUGUCUCGAUCGGCUGAGGCUGCGAGCAUAGGUUUCCUGGAGCGUGAUCGAGCGAAGCUCUCCAUCGGGAGCAUGCGACACUAUUGGCAUUUCGCCGAUCUGUACAGCCCUUGAAUGAAUAGACGAUUAUCUCAAGGGGAUCGUCCGCGGAGUGAUUGGGAGGAGUGGAAUGCUUCCAGGGAAUGUCGCCUAAAUUGUGUACAAUUCUAAAAUUAGGGUAAAGAACAUUUUUUGGGGUGAUGAGCGGUGCUGUUGUUGGUACAUUCUCUCGUGAGAGGAAGUUCACGAUUUCAUAUGAUUAGUUUCGAAUAAAAAACCUUGUUGAUUUUCCAGACCUUCGCAAAGAUUUGAUGCUGCGCACAAAUUAGGCGAAAUAUGAUAAGCUCAGAGUAUAAACAUAGAACUUUAAUAAAUAACAUGGUAUGUACAAC
Messenger RNA from Galendromus occidentalis (western predatory mite), 3071 nucleotides. It is a transcript of the gene lt, whose product is annotated as vacuolar protein sorting-associated protein light. The transcript has 16 exons. Gene Ontology annotation, cellular component: late endosome; HOPS complex. Bases 99 to 2603 code for a protein of 834 amino acids. Gene Ontology annotation, molecular function: protein binding. Lineage: Eukaryota; Metazoa; Arthropoda; Arachnida; Mesostigmata; Phytoseiidae. Gene Ontology annotation, biological process: cellular response to starvation; vesicle-mediated transport; endosomal vesicle fusion. The record is from RefSeq and is a predicted model, not a curated record.